AUCGAUAUGUCAUUUUCAUGCCUACUCAAAAAUCAGACAACACGAAUCUGAUGUUUUUGGUAAUACAUGGGAUGGAAAUCUUUUCAAAAAAUUAAAAAUAAAUUGCAGUGGAAAGUAGGACACGUCAGUUUUGUACAAAGGGUGACAGCUGCAAGCAAAAAAAACCCAUCUUUGGAAUUUUGGAAAUUGGCCCCAAAAACAAUAUAUAGAACCCAAAACAUGUCCGCAAGUACCUCAGAAGAGGUGAGAGAAACUGCUAGCAGCAGCAGCCGAGGCGACGGCGGCGACAAGCCCAACACCAAAGAAGAAGAAAAAAAAGAAGACAACUUACUCGAGUGCAACAUAUGCUUGGACACGGCUAAAGAUGCAGUUGUCAGUUUGUGUGGACACUUAUUUUGCUGGCCCUGCUUACAUCAAUGGCUCGAGACACGUCCGAAUCGUCAAGUGUGCCCCGUUUGCAAAGCGGCAAUAAGCCGAGACAAGGUGGUACCUCUUUACGGCAGAGGCAGUACCAAACAAGAAGAUCCUCGUGACAAGGUGCCACCGAGACCGGCCGGACAACGAACCGAACCUGAACCAGGCAAUAAUUUUUCUGGUUUUGGUUUUGGAGAUGGCGGUUUUCACAUGUCGUUCGGUAUAGGAGCGUUCCCGUUUGGAUUUUUCACUUCGACCUUUAAUUUUGGCGAACCUAGACCUAACGUGUCGCCACACGGUACUCCUCAAUACAUGGAAGAACAGUUUCUGUCUAAAGUUUUCUUAUGGCUAGCGAUGCUGUUUAUAGCCUGGCUAUUGUUGGCCUAGUAUCAGGAAUUAGAUGACUUUUAAGCAGGGGUUAAUGUGACUAUAUUUUUGAGUUAUUAUUGCUAUUGGUGUCUAUUUAUACAAAUGAGCACAUUUACCCUUAUAAUAAAAAAUCCCCUAUUGUUGUGUAAAUCCCCUAUUUUAAAUAAUAUACAAUAAUAUAGCUUUAUAGAAUAAUUAUUUGGUGUUUGGUGUCAUUUUUAGUUGUAUUUCGAUUAAAUAUUCACUAUAGUUGAGAUUAUUUUUUUCUUUUUCACAGAGCUACGGUACUACAUUCCAAAAGCUUAUAUUAUUCAAUGUUGUUGAGUGUUAUUCAAAUUAUUUAGUCUUUUAUUUUCAAACAAAUUGUUUGGACUCUGUAAUAAAAUGUUAAUAA
Molecule: messenger RNA, 1177 nt
Organism: Ceutorhynchus assimilis (cabbage seed weevil)
Lineage: Eukaryota; Metazoa; Arthropoda; Insecta; Coleoptera; Curculionidae
Source: the annotation of a GenBank genome assembly